Penicillium arizonense is the source of this 1098-nucleotide messenger RNA. RefSeq lists its product as uncharacterized. The transcript is spliced from 6 exons. Bases 1 to 1098 code for a protein of 365 amino acids. NCBI's taxonomy places the organism in Eukaryota, Fungi, Ascomycota, Eurotiomycetes, Eurotiales, Aspergillaceae. The record is from RefSeq and is a predicted model, not a curated record.
AUGGGUCUUUUCAGUCGUCUACUGAAGGUUUCCGCCGCCGGUACUGUCGCCUCGGUCGGCGUAUUCUGGGGUGCCACGCGCAAUGACGUGUUUGAGCCCAUGGACACCUCUGAUCCAAUCUUCCAAUCGGCCCUUUUCAACAAGUUUAACCCCAAUCGCAAUCCUACCCUGCACGAUGUCUGUGUCCGCCGGAUUCCCCUAGACAAAAUCAAACCAGAGCUGUUAGAGAACAAGGGCAAGCUGGUGGAGGCCUUCUGCGCCGGUGUCUGGGGUGGCAUGGGAUACAUUCCCCAGCGCGCCUACCUGGAUCAAAAGUACCGGGGCCCCGAGACCGCCGACCACCUCUGGAAGCGAUCGGACCUACUUUCCAGCAACUACGAGGUCGGUACCCUCAUCACCGAUCACUUCGAAGUCGUCGAGAAGACCGAGGACCGCAUCACUGUCCGCUGCGGUUCCUCCCCUCGCAUCCGUGAUGUUCGUCCCUCUGAUGGACUCUUCGAGAUUGGUGCCGUUGUCAAGCAGGAGCAGGGUGUGGCCGAGUUCUCCCUCAAGAGUUGUUUCUACCAGGGUCUUGGCAAGGCUGAAGCGGCGCCAAUGGAUGACAAGAUGGCUUGGGCACACCGUCAAUACACCAAGCUUCUGUUGGAGAGCGCGGUGCUGAAGAAAUGCGUUCGACUCGGCAUUUUGGAUGCUUCGGAGAUCCAACCGACAUUUGCCGCUCCUCGCUCACAGUUCAUCGGCCUCCUUGCAUGUGGAGAUAAUGACCCGAGAUCUGACGUGGACUCUAUUCAGCCUCUAAAGCUUACCUUCCGAGCUUACCUUCCGACUCGGGCUCAAUCUUACCCUCUACCAUCUCUAUCCAACCGCAUGAGCAUGGAAGUGUCUCCGGAUUUUCCCGGUAACUCAGCUCCCCCGGAUGGAGUGAAAUGCAAGCACAGCGGAUCUGGUUCUAUUGAAGGUGGCUCCAAUAUGCUGGCUAACAAAAAAGCGGCGAACAAGAAGGACACAACACCCCGCAAGCCCAGUUCCCGUACAAAGGGCCUUCAAGGUGGCCCUAUAAAUAUCUUCCACUUGGAAGCGCCAAUGCUCAGCCUUUAA